Molecule: messenger RNA, 531 nt
Organism: Paramecium octaurelia
Lineage: Eukaryota; Ciliophora; Oligohymenophorea; Peniculida; Parameciidae
Source: the annotation of a GenBank genome assembly
AUGAAGCAGAGAAACAAAAGGAAAAAGGAUAACCUUAGAUUUUUGAAGAUCUAGAGAGUAAUCAAAUUGAAAUCUAAGAGUUUACAAUGGCAAAGCCUUAUUUUGAAAAGCAAAAGAACUUUAUUUACAAGUUUUUUGGAAACAUUCAACCUAAUAUGCCUAGAGCUAUUGUUAAUUAUCUUCAACUAAUCAAUUGACUGAUUUAUCAAAAUGUGAAGAAAUAUUAAAAAAUUUGUAUUAAUAUUUAGAAAGCUUCAAUAAAGAUACCAUGUUUUUGGAUUUAUAAUGAAUUAUUAUUGCAUUUUAGAAGGUUAAGAGAAAAGGAUGAAUGAAUAUUUUGAUUAAAAUUUUGAAAUGAGAGAGAAAUUUGAUAUCUAAAAAUUAUUUAUUGAUUGUGAUUAUGAUAUUUAAGCUAUUAAACUUGUGAUUAGAAAUGGUUAAUUUUAGUAGAAUUCACUUAGUUUGUUGAAGAGUAUUAGAUUUAUUUAGUAAGCUGACUAUUAAAGCUUAGAAGUUAUUGCUUCUAAGUGA